This is a messenger RNA of Astyanax mexicanus (Mexican tetra), 3815 nucleotides long. Its product is annotated as oxysterol-binding protein-related protein 10-like. The transcript is spliced from 13 exons. Gene Ontology annotation, cellular component: cytosol; intracellular membrane-bounded organelle; membrane. Bases 354 to 2603 code for a protein of 749 amino acids. Gene Ontology annotation, molecular function: cholesterol binding. The record is from RefSeq and is a predicted model, not a curated record. NCBI's taxonomy places the organism in Eukaryota, Metazoa, Chordata, Actinopteri, Characiformes, Acestrorhamphidae.
UGCGCGCGCCUGUGCGCGUGCGUGUGUCUUCCUAGAGGAGAAGACUCACUCAGCGCGCGCGAGAGAGAGAGACAGAGAGAUCCACCCACCGCUGCAGUGUAAACACCCCGCGCUCGUGCCAUGCCACUGCCCACCGGAGCACGCGACGCGAGCACGGGCACCACGGGAUCAGCGCGAGCGCGGCCGCGGCGCGUAUAAGGCCGAGGAGGAGGAGAAAGAACAGGAGGAUGGAGGGAGGAGGAUCAGACAGAUAGAAGCUCUUCUGGACCGGAGAUGGGUCCGCUGGUUCCGCUGGUUCUGAUGGAACUGACCCACGCCCGCAGAUAAAGCCUCGAGUCCUCCGCACGCGCGCCAUGGAGAAGACGCUGCACGCGGGCCUGGAUAAGGCGAGCUGGGCGCGCAGGACGGGUCGGUCCGCGCAGGGUUCUGCCCCGGGAUCCGGGUCCAGCUCCGGCUCCGGUUCCGGCUGCGGUUCUCCGAGCCAGGGCUCGAUGGGGAGGCGCAGUAAAGCCCAGCUGGAGGGAGUUCUGAGCAAAUACACCAACCUGCUGCAGGGCUGGCAGAACAGGUACUUUGUGUUGGAUCCAGAGCUAAGUCAGCUGCAGUAUUUUGUGAGUGAACAGGGGCGGAGUCAAAAGCCUCGUGGCAGCCUUCCUUUGAUUGGUGCAUCGGUUACCCCAAGUGACGAGGCUCCCCACAUGUUCAUCGUCAGCUCGGCCAAUGGGGAGCUUUUCAAACUCAGAGCGGGUGAUGGUAAAGAGCAGCAAAUGUGGAUCUCUCAGCUUCAGGCCUGCGCCAGACGCCUCUCAGACUCCAGUGCCAAGGUAAAGAAACUGAAGGACUCUGAUGAACAUCUGUGUGUGGAUCGGUCCACCAGUAACCUGGACACACAGGGGCGAGUGUGUAGUUUCUCUCUUCUCUCCUCUUCUUCGUCUCCUGGAGUUCAGAGACACCAUUCUGCUGCUCCGAGUAACAUCAUCACCAUCACCCACACCCACCACAAAUCCCCCGCCGCCGCCCGCCGCAGCAAAGCCCCCUACCCACACACACUGCUGGAGGUUAAAGAGGUGAUGUCCCAGGCCGAGGCCCGUCAGAAGACCCUGGUGCAGUCUAUAGACGGUUUACCCCGCAGAGGCUCGGUGUCCUGUCUGGAUCAGGACCUCCUGCUGCUCAAAGCCACUUCAGCCGCCACCCUCAGCUGCCUGGGGGAGUGCCUGAGCAUACUGCAGCACAGCCACGCCCACAGCCACGCCCAUAACUCCACCUCUGAUGGAUCUCACGUGUGGACCGUCCCCAAGACGCCGUCGGUGGAGUGCGUGAGGAACGGGGGCGUGGCCCCCCUGCUCUCAGCAGAGCCCUCGCCGUCACUCAGGAACACAGGCCCCGCCCCCUGCGCUGAGCAGGCAGGUGUAGAACUGGUCUCUCCCAGUGAGGAGGUGAUGGAUACGGAGGAGAACGUGGAGGAGGAGCUGGGGGUUCUGGAUGAUCAGAGGAGCGUCAUCCUCCACCUACUGUCCCAACUCAAACUGGGCAUGGACCUCACACGGGUGGUUCUGCCCACGUUUAUCCUGGAGAAGCGCUCUCUGCUGGAGAUGUACGCUAACUUCAUGGCUCACCCGGACCUGUUCCUGGCGGUGUCGAUGGGGGCGUCGCCGGAGGAGCGCAUGGUGCGGUUCGUGGAGUACUACCUGACCUCCUUCCACGAGGGACGGAAAGGAGCCGUGGCCAAGAAGCCGUAUAACCCCAUCCUGGGGGAGACGUUCCACUGUUCCUGGGAGGUUCCCCGGGACCGAGUCCGACCCCUCAGGACUCAAACGCAGGACUCCAGCCCGGGGACGGAUCCAGGGGAGGCGGCGGGGGCGGGGUCAGGGAAUUACCGGGUCCGGUUCGUGGCUGAACAGGUUUCCCAUCAUCCUCCUGUGUCGGCGUUUUACUGCGAGUGCCGGGAGAGGGCCAUGUGUGUGAACGUUCACAUCUGGACCAAGAGCAAGUUCAUGGGCAUGUCUGUGGGCGUGUCCAUGGUGGGGGAAGGUGUGCUGAGUCUCCUGGAUCAUGAUGAAGAGUACGUCUUCACCCUGCCCUCAGCCUACGCCCGCUCCAUCCUCACCGUCCCCUGGGUGGAGCUCGGGGGGAAAAUCUCCAUCAGCUGUGUGAAGAGUGGAUACUCCGCCACCGUCACCUUCCACACCAAACCUUUCUACGGAGGAAAAGUUCACAGGGUAACGGCGGAGGUGAAGCAGAACUCCAGUGGUACUAUAGUGUGUAAGGCUCAGGGCGAGUGGAACGGGACGCUGGAGUUCAGCUACAGCAGCGCCGAAACCAAAGUUAUCGAGACGUCCAAACUUCCUGUAAUUAAGAAGCUGAUCCGUCCUGUAGAGAAACAGAGCCGCACCGAGUCCAGGCGUCUGUGGCAGCAUGUAACCCGAGCGCUGAAAGAGGGGAAUAUAGACGAAGCGACGGAACACAAACACCAGCUGGAGGAAGGACAGCGAGAGGAGGAGAAACAGAGAACCACCAGCAGCUCCCCCUGCUGGACCCCCAAACACUUCACCAAACAGGGCGACGGCUGGGUCUACAAUAACCCUUUAUGGAAGACACACUGACCUGUCCUCUGGACUCUGACUCUAAAAGCUGGACUCUCAGAUCCACACUGUCCUCAGUCUCAGGUCCAGGAGGACGGAGGGACGCAGGACGGAUGUGGACAGUCAGGACCAAACAGUAGAACCAGGCAGAAGAUCUGCUGUGGAUCAUUAUAUCAUUAUAUAUCUGCUGCCUGUUAAUGUGGAGAUCAGGACCCUAAACUCUUACUGUACAGAUAUAGAACUACGUUAUAGUUAUAGGCUAAUUUUAUAUACCAGUAUUAUAUAUUAAACAGUGUAUACGAUAUGUAGAAUAUCUCUAUUUUUCACCCGAGCCUUCAGUUUGCAUUCACACCUACCCGUUCAUACUGUCUCUGCAGUGCUUUUCCACGUGGUGAUCUUUUUUUUUAUUCGUCAGGACAUGGAGAUCUAGAUGUUCUAGAUGUUUUACCACAAAAAAAUCACGUUAACAUCCUGGAAAUGUUAAUUUUGUAAGGGUUUAAAUGAGAAUUCUGCUGUUUUUUGUUCAUAAUUCUCUGCAUAAUUCAGUGUUCUCAUAUAAUUCAAUAUUAUUUCGAUAUAUAUUUUUUCUCAUACCAAAUAAAUGAUAGAAUUUACUGUAGCAUCAUUACAUGAACAGUACAGUGUUUAUUAGAUUGUCUGCAGGAGAAACAUAUUUAUGUAUUUAUGUUUAUUCUGUCACAUUGCACUCUUGUUCACAUCGAGGCCUCACUUUCACAUUAAUCACAUUAAUCACAAUGUACUGAUAGUUAUUGAUAUAUUAAAACUUUAUAUUUAAUAAUACUUCUUCCUGGUGCAUAAUCUAAAAACAAGUGGAAUUUAAGAAAUAUUUUAUAAGUCAUUUAGCCCACUUAACUAAGUGUCUUAGCAGACAAAAAUGGAUGAUCACAAUCAUUUUUUGCACCAGGAGUAAAGCAGCAUAAAGUUAUCCAAAAGCAGUGUGUAAGACUGGUGGAGGAGAACAUGAUGCCAAGAUGCAUGAAAUUAUAACUGUGAUUAAAAACCAGAAUUAUUCCACCAAAUAUUGAUUUCUGAACUCUUAAAACUUUAUGAAUAUGAACUUGUUUUCUUUCCAUUAUUUUAAGUAUCUAAGCUCUGUAUCUUUUUGUUAUUUCAGCCAUUUCUCAUUUUCUGCAAAUAAAUAUAGAAUAAAACAACAAUGUCCAUUUUACUCAAACAUAAACCUAUAAAUAGUGAAAUCAUAUAUAUAUAUAU